Kwoniella botswanensis is the source of this 1341-nucleotide messenger RNA. RefSeq lists its product as uncharacterized. Gene Ontology annotation, molecular function: FAD binding. NCBI's taxonomy places the organism in Eukaryota, Fungi, Basidiomycota, Tremellomycetes, Tremellales, Cryptococcaceae. The transcript has 8 exons. The record is from RefSeq and is a predicted model, not a curated record. Bases 1 to 1341 code for a protein of 446 amino acids. Gene Ontology annotation, biological process: secondary metabolite biosynthetic process.
AUGAUCAUUCAACCUCAGGCUCAAGAGACUCAGAUGAAGGUUGCUGUUAUUGGCACGGGACCAGGUGGUCUAGCAGCUAUCAUCAAUCUCCUAAGAUUGCCUUUCGUCGAGCUUAGCGCUUACGACCAAGCUUCUGAACUGCGAGAAGUUGGUGCGGGCAUCAGUAUCAAUGAGAACACAUGGAGGCACCUCAAGCUUCUAGGAGCAGCAGAGGCAAUUGAGCAAUAUACAAAAAGGGGUGAUGGGUCAAAAAUUGAUACUGAGCAGCGCAAUGGAACUACUGGAGAACUGAUCUCGCGGACUUUCCAGAAAGUGGAUCCGGAAGCAGCGCCUAGAUCACGUAUUGAAAGGUACAAAUUGCAGAAAGCACUAUUAGGUCAAGUCCCUCCCGAUUUCAUCCAGUUGUCCAAAAAGCUGGCAGAGAUCGUAGAGUCGUCCAGAGGCAUCGAGUUGACCUUCCAAGAUGGUUCCCGGGCGGGUCCAUUCGACCUUCUGUUAGGUGCCGAUGGUAUCCGUUCAGUCGUCCGACAACAUGCAUUCCCUGAACACAAGUUGAGCUAUACCGGCAAAGUAGCUUACAGAACCCUUAUCCCCCAAUCCGCUGUCGCCCAUAUUCCCAAUAUACCCCAGUCGGCAUGUUUCUGGCACACGAGAAAUACACAUGUUUAUACGGAUCCUUUGGAUAACGGGUUAUUCGAAAUCGCUACCAGAGCUGACGAGCCGGAGGAGGAAGUCAGCAAAGUCAGUUGGGGUAAGAAGGUGAAGAAAGACCAGGUGGUCCAUCAUUACAGCAACUAUUGUGAAACUAUCCGUCAGGUUAUUGCUGCUCCCGAUGAAUGGCUCGAAUUUGCCAUGUUCGGCGGACCAAGAUUGGAGUCAGUCAUCUCUAACGGCCAUAUAGCUUUGUUGGGCGAUGCGUCACAUCCUCUUUCUGGCGCGUUCGGCUCCGGUGCCGCAUUUGCGUUCGAAGACGCUUAUGUUCUGGCACAAGCGCUUCUAUACACACACCAGAGGCAGAAACCUAUCUCAGAAGCCUUAGUGCUGUAUGAUGAGGUUCGCUCGCCACAUUACAAGGGUCUCUACGAAAUCCUAAAUGGCUUCGGAGUCAACGCUAAAGAGCUCGACGCAAUUUCACCUCCCCUCGACGAGCAAGAUUAUAUCAAUGAGAGGACGAGAAGAAACUGGGGUGCUGAGAAUCGAUGGAUCUAUAAAUACGACGUCACGAAAGUCUGGAAGGAGUACGCUGAAUUGGCAGAUGUUGGCGAUGACUUUUCUGCGCUCACGCUCAAGAGGAACAAGGAGGCGGAAAAAUCGGUUCCAGUGAUUAGCGUGGAAGCGUAA